AUGACAAAUGCAUCAGUAAAGAAGCCACUUGUUUAUCUUAAUAUGGUCUUAAAUAUUCAAAAUCUUAAGUUUAUCUAGACUAAAAUGGUUUUGAUUCUUAGCUUUUCCCAUUUCUAAGAGACAUAAUUCUAAUCACCUGUUAUCUAUCCUCCCCUUACAUAUAUUUUUAGUUUGACCAUUUAAUACUAUACUCUCAUACAGCUAGGUUUAAACAAGAUAAAUAAAUCUAUUCAGAUUAGCUUAUUGAUAACUACUUCUGAAAUCCUUUUCACUAUUCAGAAAGUCUCACACUCCCUUCCUUGUAAAAAUUAAGAAAAGUAAAAUUGGAUAUAAUUUUAAACAUGGAAAGCAUAGAAUGAUGUCAAAAGCUAUCUUUGCCAAACAGUAUAUGUUAUAAGAAGCUGGAAUUUCCAAAUAUAUAAUAGAAGCCUGAUUAUAUAAUUGAAUUAUGGAGAUUUCAUUGUAAUUAUCAUUAUUUGA
Messenger RNA from Tetrahymena thermophila SB210, 480 nucleotides. RefSeq lists its product as hypothetical. The transcript has a single exon. The record is from RefSeq and is a predicted model, not a curated record. NCBI's taxonomy places the organism in Eukaryota, Ciliophora, Oligohymenophorea, Hymenostomatida, Tetrahymenidae.